Messenger RNA from Penicillium verrucosum, 2229 nucleotides. RefSeq names its product putative C2H2 transcription factor Crz1 (gene crzA). The transcript is spliced from 3 exons. Bases 1 to 2229 code for a protein of 742 amino acids. Gene Ontology annotation, biological process: regulation of transcription by RNA polymerase II. Gene Ontology annotation, molecular function: DNA-binding transcription factor activity, RNA polymerase II-specific; RNA polymerase II cis-regulatory region sequence-specific DNA binding. Lineage: Eukaryota; Fungi; Ascomycota; Eurotiomycetes; Eurotiales; Aspergillaceae. Gene Ontology annotation, cellular component: chromatin. The record is from RefSeq and is a predicted model, not a curated record.
AUGGCCUCGCAUGGUCAGAACCACGGCACGGCCUAUUCCCCCGGGGAUAUCAAGCAUCGGAGCGUAAGCCCUUCGCCACACGGCCAACAAUAUCACGAUCCCAACACCGGUGGAUUAGGAGUUGACCCCUCUAUGGCCGCUUAUUCGACAAACCCCUCCUUUCACAAUCCCGACGGCAGCAUCGGUGGUGCUGAAACAUAUGGAUACCCAAGCUAUCUUGCUGGGGCCCCCUCGACACAGACAUUAUCGCCGACGGACCAAAGCUAUGCCCCAACUAUCAAUACCAACAUUCCGAUAUCGCAAUCGUUCGAGACAAGCCUAGUCAAUCAGCUUGAGCACUCUUCGACGGGACUCAGACAGAUGCAGGGUGACGAAAACUUCUCCAAUAUGCUCAACUCCAACCACCCAGAAUUGGACUUUUCUCUCUAUCAGAAUCACAGCCCCAACAGCACUUCCACCCCCGAGUACGAUUCUUCAUUGUUGCUAGACCCGCAAAUGCACCAGCGCCAGUCAAUCAACCAAGCGAUCAACCCCGCUGAUCUGGUCAGCCCCAUCUCCAAUCCUUCAAUAUCUUCGCAUCCAUCAUCGCAAGAUCAGCAGCAUUCCUCACCUGGCCCCAUGUCCCCUCCGGGAUCCACACAGGGUGCAUACUAUACCCCUCGGCAUUCACGACACACUUCCCUUGACCCGGCUACUGCAGCGUAUUUGACUGCCCAACCGGGUCCAGACUGGCAGUCGGUUAUGAAUAAUGUUUCCUUCCAGGGCCAUCGACGUGCACCGUCUGAGGUCUCCGAGGUAUCAUCGGCCAACCACUCCCCCUACUUGUCCCAGCACGAAUUCGAUGGCAUUGAGAACAAUGCGUCGCCAUCUUUGGCUCCCCAAAGUGAUCCAAGCCUUUACGACAAUGGCUUAGGCAUGGAAUCCUUCACGUUGUCAGAGCAGCAUCAGCAAGGGAUCAGUCCCCUUCACAGCCCGUAUAUCUCUCCGCGGUUGAUGCCACAGCAGGGGGGUGAGAUGGUGCCGAAUAAUUCGUAUCUCUCUCAGUUCCCCUCGGCGCCGACAGACAUGUAUGGAAUGCCCCAAGAGGACAUGAUGAACAUGGGCCAAUUGAACAAUAGUCCGGGCGAUAUCGGUCAAGCUUCGCAGAUGGCUCCUCCAUCAAUCAAUGUUGAGUUUGCCCCGCCAUUGCGGAAUCCAAACUUCGAUCCAUCCAAAUCAACGGCAGAUUUCGAUUCAUUGAGCCCUCCCGCUAUGCGAUCCCGUCUUCGUAGUAAAUCUGACCCUUAUCACCCUGCUUCCCGCCCACGCUCUCCUGCAACUUCAGCAACAAGUCUGGAGCCCCGCGCACCUGCCACACCACGAUCCUUGUCGCCCGUUGGAUCGGUUGGCUCUCACUCGCGCAGUAGCCCCAGUUCGCGGGAUCCCUCGCCUGCACGAUCAAACCGACGCCUCUCCACCUCAUCAAUCGAGAACCGGAACUACAUCCUGGAUCUCGCCGAUCCGCAAAGGCCCGGGGCAGCACCCGGGGAGCCGAAACGAAUCCAGAAACACCCAGCUACCUUCCAAUGCAACCUAUGUCCGAAACGGUUUACGCGCGCAUACAAUCUGCGAUCCCAUCUCCGCACCCACACCGACGAACGACCAUUCGUGUGCACAGCCUCCAUUCCGGCGAAAAAAAAAUUCGUCUGCCGCGGCGAGCUCUCGCGAAGCGGACAAUGGGGCUGUGGCCGCCGCUUCGCCCGUGCAGAUGCUUUAGGCCGCCAUUUCCGCUCCGAGGCGGGCCGGGUAUGUAUCAAGCCUCUUCUGGACGAGGAGUCGCAAGAGCGUGACCGCGUCUUGCUAGAGCACCAGCAGCAGCAACAACAAUCACCAACCGGCCAUCUCCAGCCAAUCCCUCAGCCGCUUGUCAUGCCCAAUAUGCCCGGCAUGGAUGGGCAAUCGACGGGCAACUUCGUUCUUCCUGCUGCUCUUCUGGCACAAUACCCGGCUCUGCAGACAUUGCAGUGGGACCAGAUUUCGGCUGUUGGUGAUGAUCCGGGUGAGAUUGGUGGGCGGAGUAGCUUUGAUGCUAGCUCUGGUGGGGAGUUUGGCUUUGACGAAGAUGAUCCGGGGAUGGGUGGUGGUUAUGGUAAUAACCAGGGGAAUAUGUACGGUGUCAAUAACUCCGGUCAGAUGUUGGGGGUCAAUCCUGGGGACGCUGGGUAUUCUGAUCAGAAGUGGACUGGAUGA